CCGUGCAGAAAUACAAGAAAAGGAGAAAGCUCGAGAGAAGUACAAAGAAGCAGUAUCGAGUGGACGAACAGCAGCUUUGGAGAGGAGAAACAAGGAGAUAUAUUUAGUUUGGUUUUAGGCAAUCUUCCCCCGAAAGAAAUGGCUGUUUUGGAAUUAACUAUGGUUGGUGAACUGAAUGUUGAAGCUGGUGGUGCUGUGAGAUUUGUUUUACCUAAAGUGCUCAAACCUCGUUACACACCGACAGGAAGCAAUAACCCUCUGGCACCCGAAGUAUCUUCCGAUAGUGGGGCAACUGCAAAACAAGGGACUGGACCCGAUUCUUACCAGUUCAGCCUUGAAAUAGAUGAUGCACCAAACAUUGAUAAGGUGACAUCACCAUCACACAAGAUUUUGCUGACAAUGACGGCGAAAAGAUCAAAGUGACUUUAACGGAAGUAAAACAAACUGAUAUUGUCAUUUUAGUGCAACCAAAAGAGAUAAACAAGCCAUUAAUUAUUGUUGAACCAGGUUUAUCAAAUGGUGAAAACAAUUUUCAAAAAUCUUCAGCAAUCAUGGUGAGCUUCAUCCCUGAAUUCAAGGGUGAAAAUAAUUGUCUUCAAGCAGCUUGUGAAUUUGUGUUUGUAAUUGAUCGAAGUGGUAGUAUGGCUGGAUCCUACAUCAAAGAUGCAGCUGAAACACUUCUACUCUUUCUUAAAAGUAUUCCUGAAGGAUGUUAUUUCAAUAUAAUAGGUUUUGGCAGCACAUAUGUUCACCUAUUUCCAGAAAGUGUUCCAUACAAUCAAAAAAAUUUGGAAACAGCUGUAAAACAUGCAGAGAAUCUUCAAGCUGAUUUGGGUGGUACAGAGCUAUUUCAUCCACUUAAAGAAAUAUUUAGUCAUGCACCAAAGAAAGGUUUGCCAAGGCAGGUGUUUGUGCUAACUGAUGGAAGCAUAAGUAAUACUGACUCGGUCAUUCAACUUGUUAAGAAAAACUCCAACAACUCCAGAUGUUUUCUUUUGGUAUCGGCUCUGGUGCAUCAACAACUUUAGUGAAAGGCAUUGCACAAGCUGGCAAAGGUGCUGCUGAGUUCAUUG
Messenger RNA from Xenia sp. Carnegie-2017, 1073 nucleotides. Its product is annotated as von Willebrand factor A domain-containing protein 5A-like. The record is from RefSeq and is a predicted model, not a curated record. The transcript is spliced from 2 exons. Bases 552 to 1028 code for a protein of 158 amino acids. NCBI's taxonomy places the organism in Eukaryota, Metazoa, Cnidaria, Anthozoa, Malacalcyonacea, Xeniidae.